GUCGUUCGCGGUAGUGUGAGGCAUAAACGCGCCGACACCACACCCAGCGUGACCACCAUUGCGACACAGGACACGGGACACGGCCAUGCGCGUCGCGGUGAUCUUGUUGGCAUGCGUCACUGCGUUGGCUUCGGCCCAAUAUAACCAAGAUGUAGACAGUUUACCACAAAAGGGUCCGCCUUUGCGAUCAGCACGUUUCCAGAGACUGCCAUCUGCUCGACCGGCACUUCCAACGCAGACUGCACUAGCGAAUCAACGAAUUCGUCGUCCAAUUACAUUUAGACCCAGAGGACCUGAAGAUAAUAUCGGAACAGGUCCAGGCUCAUACGCACCAAUCAAAUCACUGCGACCGAAUUUACCUACUGGGCCAGCGCCACCUCCCCCACAAGUUAAACCGGUAAACGAGGAACCAGAUGAAGAAAUUCGAAACCGCGAACCUUCUCGAGAACGCGAUAAUCAGGACGAUGAUACUGAUUUAAGCGACGAGCCACUAGACAGCCAAGAAGAAAGUGAAGAAAACCCACCACGCGCUGUUGGAAAUUUAGGUUCAGUAGGCUCUAUAUCGAGGACUUCCUCCAACAUUGGCCCAACAGCUCAAACAGUGCAAUAUCGUCCCGUUCCGGGAACAGGAAGUUCAACUGGCAGAGGAAAUGGUAUACCAACUGCGCCAGCAUCAGCGCCAAUUCAAUAUAGACCGGCGCCCAAACCGAACAAACCAAGAAAACCGAUAGAAGAAUCAUUUAAGCAACAGGUGAAACCACCUACGAAACCAGUAAAAUCAUCUCAAUCAUACGACAGUCGUGGAAAAAAGCCCGUUGCGCAGAUUAUCAGGCGAUAUCGCAAUGAUAAUCCGGAUGGUUCGAUCACUUGGGGCUUCGAGAACGACGAUGGAUCGUACAAAGAAGAAAUAAUCGGUGUUGAUUGCAUAACCAGGGGUAAAUACGGCUAUAUCGAUCCAGAUGGUAUUCGUCGAGAAUACACGUAUGAAACUGGAAUCAAGUGCGACGAAGAACAACGAGAUGAUGAAGAGAACGGGUUUGUGGACUAUCAAGAGAACAAAUUGGUACUUCCUGAUGGUAAAACUAUAGAUCUAUCAAGUAUGGGUAAGAAACAAGCUCGUAGACCCCGUUUCCUUCACAGGAAUUAAUUAUAUUUGUUAUGUAAUGUUUUUUGUUUCCA
This is a messenger RNA of Eufriesea mexicana, 1179 nucleotides long. RefSeq names its product DNA topoisomerase 1. The record is from RefSeq and is a predicted model, not a curated record. Bases 86 to 1147 code for a protein of 353 amino acids. NCBI's taxonomy places the organism in Eukaryota, Metazoa, Arthropoda, Insecta, Hymenoptera, Apidae. The transcript is spliced from 4 exons. Gene Ontology annotation, molecular function: structural constituent of chitin-based larval cuticle. Gene Ontology annotation, cellular component: chitin-based extracellular matrix.